AACGUAAGGACUUUCAAAUUUGCUAAAACUACUCCAAAACUCACCCAAUUGCCUCGGGAAUUACGCUACUCAUCCCAGCAAGUCAUUAAUAUCAAGAUGAAGCUACGAGAGGGGUAAUUUGGGGAAAAAGAGUCAAAAAGCAUAAAACGACUGAGUAGGUUGUCAUACAUAAGUGAUAGAAGUCAUUUUCCUUAUAAUUGAAAACGUUUUCUUGAAAAAUACGUUUAAGUAACUAAAAACUAAAAAAUAAUUGAUCAAAAAGAUUGCCCUCCAUAAUAAAUCCCUAAAACGAAAAGAAGAAAAAAGACAAAAGUGUAACCCUGUCUUGACUCAAUAAAAAAAAAAUAGGGCUAAUAAAAAUUAUAUGUAUAUUGUCAACACUCAACAUGCUCACUAGCCUAUAUAAAUAGCCUUCAAAGGGAAAGAGAACAUCACACUAAAGCUUCAAUAAAAAAAAACUACCGAAAAGUAAGUAUUUCACUGAUAUAUUCAGCCUUUCUGUUACAUUAUUUAAUUCUUGUAUCUCCUCGUUAUCUAUGACGAAGAAAAUUCUCAAACUAACACUGAAGAAAUAGAUAAUCAAUGGCGGCUCCUUCUUAUGGUAUGAAAGAAGAAGUUCGUGUGAUGCUAGUUGAUCAUGACAAAGAGUUUGUUAAUGAGAUGGUUGAUUUGCUAAAGUCAUGCAUAUAAAGUUGUAUGUGAUGAACACAAUUCAUUCUUGGCAAAGAAGGCUUUGAAUGCCGGUGCUUACCAUUACCUGAAAAGCCAAUUCACGAGGAAAUUGUGAAAUACUUAUGGCAAUUUGUAUUGUGGAAAACAAAUCAAAAGAAAAAAAUGAGAGAAGGAUUAGAAGAAAAAGGAGAGCAGGUGAAUGUUAUUAGUGAUCCUGAUGAUAUUGGUAACAAUAGUAUUGUUGGAGAUGAAGAACAAGCCGCAGAGAAGAAUGUGCCUAAUACUGAGGAACAUAGCAAUAAUACUCAUGAGGCUGAAAAAAAUAUCGUAUCGAAUGUAAAAUACAAGUUAAGGAGGAAGAGAGGUAGAAAAAAACACAAAAGAGACUAAUGAGGAGAGAGCCAGAGCAGUGCUAAUAAUGCCGUUGGACAAAUGGUCUGCAUAGAAUGGACUAUAGAUCUUCAUACUAAAUUCAUGGAAGUUAUGCAACAACUUGGUGAAGGGAGAUGUUUUCCAAAAGAUAUUCUUAAGGUGAUGAAAGUGUCUAGUCUUACCAAGAUGCAAGUUGCAAGCCAUCUUCAGAAAUGUCGUAACAACAACUGGAGAGCUCCAAAAGAGCGGAAGCUUAUUUGUCACCCAUCAGGUCAAGGAUUCUCAAGUGGUUCUCAACAAAGAUGUAGCUUUAAAAAUUUUGGGACAACGCCCCGUCUUCAAACAAAUGUUUCAAAUCUGCAACAACAGCAACCUAACCCAGAUCAAACCCAAGGUAGCCCAAAGUUUCCAAUUUCACAAGUUAAUGCCAAUAAUAUUUGUGUUAGAGGAGAGAGUUCAACUCAUAAGCAAUUCUAUCGUCCUCAACUUUCGGUUCAACCCCACAACCCUAACAUUGGCAGCUCAUUCAGUAACACAUUUUUGUCGGUCCAAAAUAAUGUUGUUGGUGGGACACAACAACAACAUGGAUCAUUAUUUGGAAUCCUGGAUUCACAAGGACUAUAAGGCCCAACUAUUGGGAGCACUAGUUCUAGGCCAGAGCUGACGUUUAUCAGUAGGGAUCAUCAUACUCAAAACGACUAUGACAUGGACCUCAAUGUGCCUUAUGACUUAGACCUCAAUGUGCCCUAUGUAACAACAAAUUCAGGUAGCGCAAUAAUGUCUGACACAGACAUUGAAAAUGCGUCGAGUAAUGAAUUAGGCGCAGGAAAUGCUAAUUUCCUGCAAUAUAUUGGUGAACCAAGCAUGUCUGAUUCAAUUAAUAUUAUCACGACAUCACAUGCGAAUGAUAUUGAAGGAAGUGAU
This is a messenger RNA of Lycium barbarum (goji berry), 1968 nucleotides long. RefSeq names its product two-component response regulator ORR26-like. Gene Ontology annotation, molecular function: DNA-binding transcription factor activity; DNA binding. The transcript has 4 exons. Lineage: Eukaryota; Viridiplantae; Streptophyta; Magnoliopsida; Solanales; Solanaceae. The coding region runs from base 1105 to 1668 and encodes 187 amino acids. The record is from RefSeq and is a predicted model, not a curated record. Gene Ontology annotation, biological process: regulation of DNA-templated transcription. Gene Ontology annotation, cellular component: nucleus.